AUGGCCAUCUCACUUCGUCUCUUAUUUUCAUUCUUUUCGAUUGUGGCUUCGGUAUCGGGGCUGACUCCAGCGCAGUGGCGUCAACAAUCUAUAUACCAAGUCUUGACAGAUAGAUACGCUCGGGCUAAUGGCGACCAGUCUCCGUGCAGCAAUCUGGCCGAUUACUGUGGCGGGACGUGGAAGGGUGUUACCGCCAACCUCGACUACAUCCAGCAGAUGGGCUUCACGGCGAUCUGGAUAUCGCCCGUUGUGAAGAACCCCAUCAUAGCGUCGAAUGACCUUCCUCCGGAUGGCAAUUCGUACCAUGGGUACUGGGCACAGGACGCAUAUUCUCUCAACCCGAAAUUCGGCACUACUGCAGAUUUGAAAGAACUGUCCAGCGAGUUGCACUCUAGAGGAAUGUAUCUGAUGGUUGACGUCGUUCCUAAUCAUAUGGGAUCGGUCUCGUCCCAGACCGCUGUUGACUAUAGCCUUUUGAAUCCUUUUAACAAACAGUCGUAUUUCCAUCCUCCGUGUGGGCCAAUCGACUACCACAACGAUACAAGCAUCAAGCAGUGCUGGCUCGGGAGCAACAACGUAGCUCUGCCUGAUUUGAAGACCGAAAAUUCAACGGUAGCAAGCAUGUGGGGCGAUUGGAUCAGUUCACUGGUGGCUAACUACUCAAUCGAUGGCUUGCGUAUCGAUACCGCACAGCAAAUCAACACUGGCUUCUGGAAUGACUUCCAAAACUCAGCAGGGGGCAUCCACACCCUCGGCGAGGUCUUCGUCACCGAUGCGAAGACCAUGUGUCCGUAUCAAAACUACCUUCAUGGUCUCCUAAAUUACGUCUCCUUUGAUUACAUUAGGAAAGCGUUCCAAAGCACCAGCGGCAGCAUCCAGAACCUCGUCGACAACGUCAACACCAUGAAGGGAACUUGCCACGACGUGACCCUCCUCGGCAGCUUCAUCGAAAACCACGACAACUCCCGCUUCCCCUCCAUCGUUCAAAACAAGGACAUCGUCCUCAUCCGCACCGCCAUCACCUUCGCCAUGCUGCAGGAUGGAAUUCCAAUCAUCUACCAAGGACAGGAGCAAGAAUAUACCGGCUCGGACACGCCCGCGAACCGCGCCCCGCUCUGGACGUCCAACUACAACAAGACUGCGAAUCUGUACCUCCACAUUCAAAACGUUAACAAGCUCCGUACGUGGGCGAUCCAUCAAGACGCUACGUGGCUUACCUAUAAUGCCUAUCCUAUCUAUAAUGACACCCAGACGGUUGUCAUGCGGAAGGGAUACGACGGCAAGCAAGUCGUCGGCGUGUACAGCAACAGCGGAUCCAGCGGCGCGACACGCACGAUUACUGUUUCCUCUGCGAAGUCUGGGUUUACGGCUGGACAGAAGAUUACAGAGGGUUUGAGGUGUCAGGCUUUGACGGCGGAUAGUAAGGGGAAUUUAGGGGUUGUCAUCUCGGGUGGAAGUCCGAGUGUUUUGUAUCCUACCGCUGGGUUGGCUGGCAGUGGAAUUUGUGGGCUGUAG
Molecule: messenger RNA, 1515 nt
Organism: Zasmidium cellare ATCC 36951
Lineage: Eukaryota; Fungi; Ascomycota; Dothideomycetes; Mycosphaerellales; Mycosphaerellaceae
Product: glycoside hydrolase family 13 protein
Exons: 4
Coding region: 1-1515 (504 amino acids)
Biological process (GO): carbohydrate catabolic process
Molecular function (GO): alpha-amylase activity; calcium ion binding
Source: RefSeq, a predicted model, not a curated record